GCAAAAGUUGCUUCGCUUGUAGUCUCUGAGGCUCCUCUUCGAUCAAACUAUGAUUGGAAAGCGGACUUGGCAUUUUGGAGAAACUGAAGCUCAAAUCCAGAAGAGCAUAAAACGAGAUACGGGCACUACGCAAGAGAGCCUGGGAUUCCGAAUUUGUGGCAUGCAGGUGUUCCAGCCUCCAAGAGGGGAAGUGUGGGAGCCGGAGCGCCGUCAAGGAAAACUUGUCACGGAUAAGACCAUGCAACGCAUCUUGAAAGGAUUUGCGUCCUCGAAUUACGGCUGGUGGGAAGUGUCCGAUUCGGACUGCCCGGAACCGAACGGUGCACUCGUUGAAGAAGUGUACGGAGGCGAGAGGGGAGUAAUAGCGCAGUUGAAGGAGCUUGAGAAGUGGUUUCAGACACAGACCCAUUUUCACUUCUAUUCGAGCUCUGUGCUGAUCAUAUAUGAUGGGAUACCCGAGCCUGCGGAUGCAGGGGUGACAGGGGACCACCCACCAGAUGGGAGAAGACGGAAACGGAAAGUCUCGGUUCAUCUCAUCGACUUUGCCCAUGUUGUGAAUGGAGGGGGAUCUGUUGACGUCAAUUUCCUCCACGGCUUGCAGUCUUUGAUAUGCCAGCUCACAGCAGUGCUUGAAAGUUAUCGGCAAUUGUCGUGUCCAGCAUGAGGGGACUUUUGUGCGGAAUAUGGUCGUGAUUGAGGUUCAGGCACAUCAAGGAAGGUUGUACUUUGGGUAUGUUGCAUUCUAAU
Molecule: messenger RNA, 747 nt
Organism: Chara braunii
Lineage: Eukaryota; Viridiplantae; Streptophyta; Charophyceae; Charales; Characeae
Source: the annotation of a GenBank genome assembly